Toxorhynchites rutilus septentrionalis is the source of this 2490-nucleotide messenger RNA. It is a transcript of the gene svp, whose product is annotated as nuclear receptor subfamily 2 group F member 1-B. The record is from RefSeq and is a predicted model, not a curated record. Gene Ontology annotation, molecular function: RNA polymerase II cis-regulatory region sequence-specific DNA binding; nuclear receptor activity; zinc ion binding. NCBI's taxonomy places the organism in Eukaryota, Metazoa, Arthropoda, Insecta, Diptera, Culicidae. The transcript has 5 exons. Gene Ontology annotation, biological process: cell differentiation; anatomical structure development; regulation of transcription by RNA polymerase II. The coding region runs from base 988 to 2469 and encodes 493 amino acids.
GUCAGUCAGUCAGUCAGUCAGAGUCGCAGGGCGUAGGACCGAGCGAGACGGGGCGUGUGUAAUGUGUAUGAGGCUGCGCUGCUCUGCGUUUGGGUGUGAGUGAGAGUGGGGUAAACAGGUCGAGUCGAGUCGGGUCGGGUCGCGUACCUUUUGCACUGACUGUUCUAGGCAGUCAGGCACAAGAAGGCCUUUUGAAUAGUGGCUGUAUGCGGUGCGCUGUCUGUGUACGAUUUUUUUGUACAACGUGAUUUUUUGAGAUUCGUGCGACGGCAGAGACUGGAAAGUCAAUGAAACUUUCUACCACUGUGUGUGACGCAUUUGUGUAAUCUUAAACUAGCCAGCGGCGACGGCUUAUCAGCAGCGACCUAUUGCAAAAAGUGACUUUUUCCCGUCUGGCUUUUUCUCCCGGUGUCCGUUUAUUCCGGUGCUCUCGGAAAACGGCUGGAUUACUAGCGUUUGUGACACGAACCGUGAUAACACUUGAUCGAUACGCGCGCCUGUGACCCUGUGGUACCUGCUUUUCGCCCAGUACACGCGAGUGACAGUGAAUUAUUUCGCGUGAAACAUUUCGUGAUAUUGGUGAUCGCCAGCGGUAUUCACGUGUCCCGGCAGUGAUUCUGUGGAGUGAUUAGAGCGUUGAAGCAAGUACGAAACGAAAGAAGAAAAAAAACGGACUUCGUUUGGAAUAAACAAGUGAUAUUGUUUGUGUGGAGCGAUUGGAAAACAACAACUAUCGAGGCAUAUGAAUAUGAUUGUAGUGUGGUUGUGAUAAGACAAAGCUUUGAUUUGAUUUUGGUUUCUGUUUUCAUUUGUUUGUUUGUUUGCUGUGCCAAACGAGAGUGAAUUUCCGGACUGCAAAGCAACGCGGAAGAGGAGCAGUUUUAGCGACUCACGGUUUUUUAAACAGGAAAAAUUUUCCUCGAUAGCGUAGGCCCCGAUUGUGGGGCCAAAACCGGUAGCAAUAUUAUAACACACAACUCGCUCAGUAUGUACGGCGGAGGAGUCCUGUGUCCGUCGCCUUCGACGGCGACCGGGUUCUACAACCCGCGCGGACAAGGUUCCGAGAUUGGGGCCCUCGAGCUAGGAUUUCCUCGGGGGAUGGCCCUAGUGCCGCCACCUCCCCACGGAGCCUGGCGGGAUCCCACCUCAAUUGGUUCCCACCUGCCAGUGUCUAGCACAAGUGAGGACAUCACCACCCUCGGUGGUGCCAACGCACCACCCUCGGUAUCCUCAAUGCAGUCGAACUCGUCUGUAGAUAAGAAAGAUUUCAUAUCAUCGGUGACCGGUUCCGGGUCGCAGCACAAUGCCGGCAGCUUAGCAGUCUCACAGCACACCUCCGUCGAAAAGAAAGAGUUCCUCUCGUUGCAACAGAGCACUACACCUGGCUCCCAGAGCAUGAACUCCCAGAACGGAAGCCAACAGGACAUUAAAAAUCAAAACAUCGAAUGUGUCGUCUGCGGCGACAAGAGCUCAGGCAAACAUUACGGCCAGUUCACAUGUGAAGGAUGCAAAUCGUUCUUCAAGCGAUCGGUGCGGCGGAAUCUAACCUACUCGUGCCGGGGCAACCGGAACUGCCCGAUCGACCAGCACCACCGGAAUCAGUGUCAGUUCUGUCGACUACGAAAGUGCCUCAAGAUGGGAAUGCGACGCGAAGUGCAACGAGGUCGCGUUCCUCCGUCACAACCACCGGGCCUUCCAUACGGCCAGUACUCGAUACCAAACGGAGACGCCGUAUCCGGCUUCAACGGGCACUCGUAUCUUAGUUCCUACAUUUCGCUCCUGCUGCGAGCGGAACCCUACCCAACGUCCCGGUACGGCCAGUGUAUGCAGACGAACAACAUCAUGGGCAUCGACAAUAUCUGCGAGCUGGCCGCUCGGUUACUGUUCUCGGCCGUCGAAUGGGCCCGCAAUAUACCCUUCUUCCCGGAUCUCCAGGUGACGGACCAGGUAGCGCUGCUGCGACUAGUCUGGUCCGAGCUGUUCGUACUGAACGCCUCCCAGUGCUCGAUGCCACUGCAUGUGGCACCCCUGCUGGCAGCGGCCGGCCUGCACGCAUCGCCAAUGGCCGCCGACCGGGUGGUUGCCUUCAUGGACCACAUACGGAUAUUCCAGGAGCAGGUGGAAAAGCUGAAAGCACUGCACGUAGACUCCGCCGAGUACUCCUGUCUGAAAGCAAUAGUCCUAUUCACCACAGAUGCAUGCGGACUGUCGGACGUAGCUCACAUCGAAUCGCUUCAGGAAAAAUCUCAAUGCGCCCUGGAAGAAUACUGCAGGUCUCAGUAUCCCAACCAGCCGACGAGAUUUGGCAAGCUACUGCUUAGGUUACCCUCAUUGCGAACAGUCUCUUCACAGGUGAUAGAACAGCUCUUCUUCGUCCGACUGGUGGGAAAAACACCCAUCGAAACGUUAAUACGCGACAUGCUGCUCUCGGGUAGUAGUUUCUCUUGGCCCUAUCUACCUUCGAUGUGACACACGGCCGUGUGGCGUCAA